UCCUUCAGUCUUGUAAGAUUUGGUGAAAUGGCAGCUGGUCUCUGGGGAACAAACAGGCUUUCCUCCUCAAGGCUUAAAGACCUCAAAUCCAGCUUACUGCUGCCAGGUCAGAUUUUGAGUGAAGAGGGGGGGAAACAUGCACACAUACAUUCAAUAUUCUUGGGAGAACUCCAGGAUGCCACAGCAAAGCCUCAAGAUAUGAAGAGGCAACCAUCCCAGGAACACGCAGCCCUCUGCCUACUAGCCUGGAGUUGCCUAGAGUUUACCUUGAGUGAAGCUCUGGAAUCCUUGACCAUCAUCCCUGGAGAGGAAGCUGGUGUAAAGAAAUUUCUUAGAGAUGCUGGAAAUGGGACCAUUGUACAAGGCAACCUUUCAGCUCAGUGCACAGCUCUCCUCCCUCCAAGCUAUGGGUUUUAUUAUACCGAAGAGGGCUCUGGCAGCUCCCUGGGUUCAGUGGUCACAUACUGGUGCAAAGAAGGCUAUCAGCUUGUGGGCAAACGAAAGCUGACCUGUUUGCUAGAAGGAAGCAUCUUUUACUGGAGUCACCCCCCACCUCACUGUGAAGUGAUCCCAAAGCCCCUGGACAAAGGUUUCCGGGUGGCAGUAAUCGCCUCUCUCAUCAGCGGAGUGAUCAUUGUUACCAUGUCAAUCUCCUUCGCUGUUUGUUGCCUGCAAGACAGGAUGCUGAGGGCAAAUGCACAAAGCAGUGACACCAGAGGAGGGCAACGACCAAGAAGGAAAUUCAAAGUUGGGAGAGGAAACUCAGCUAAACAGGAGAUGGGGAAGAGCAGGACUCGCUUUGGGAAAAUGAAGCACAAUCGCAGGCUUCAAUAUCGCACCUCUGCCCUCUACAGUUGUGCAUACCCUGGGGCUCUGGCAGGAUGCAGUAACCAGGGAUUCCAAAGGAGCCAGGAGAAUCUGCAGAAAUGGGCACCGCAAAGCUUAUGCUCUGAAAUCCACAUCUUCCCGCAGGUUGUUCUUAAACCAGGAACUGCCCCAUCUGCCUCCAUGUUUGUUCAUUUGCUUCAGAAACCAGAUGCCCCCUUGAACGUGAAACCUUGCCAUCGCAAUCUCCCCCAAGCCUUGCCUUCCGUUUAUUAUAGAAGAUCUGAAGGACUGAACCCUUUGAAUAAGACAGGACUUUGGAAUCCGAGAUAAAUCGCUUUGUAAUGAACCAACAGCAAUGCACUCAUGGAAGUUUGUGGGAAUGGACUUCUUGCUCUUUUAUGGCAUACAUAGCCCAUUUAUGAAACCUGUCAUUAUAGGUCAGUUUAUGUAAAAUACAAUAGAGAAAACAUGUAUAAUCUGAAGCAUGCAUCCCUAUGAUAUAGGCUGCUUGUUCAAAACUGAAACAUACUACUGAAAAUGUACCAUCUACUUGUGUAACAGUGGGAGCUCCAAAAAGGAAAAGUGAGUUUUAACAUUUGUUUUAUUUCAAGGCAUAGGUUCAUAGCCCUAUUAUUUAGUAAAGUGUUUCUUCUGUAGCCAGGUAGACAACUUGACAGAAUAAAGCCACAACCUUUUAUGUCA
Molecule: messenger RNA, 1530 nt
Organism: Lacerta agilis (Sand lizard)
Lineage: Eukaryota; Metazoa; Chordata; Lepidosauria; Squamata; Lacertidae
Exons: 5
Coding region: 28-1158 (376 amino acids)
Cellular component (GO): plasma membrane
Source: RefSeq, a predicted model, not a curated record